Hyaloscypha bicolor E is the source of this 2070-nucleotide messenger RNA. RefSeq lists its product as uncharacterized. The coding region runs from base 1 to 2070 and encodes 689 amino acids. The transcript is spliced from 2 exons. Lineage: Eukaryota; Fungi; Ascomycota; Leotiomycetes; Helotiales; Hyaloscyphaceae. Gene Ontology annotation, cellular component: mitochondrion. The record is from RefSeq and is a predicted model, not a curated record.
AUGUCUGGAAGAUUGAGACUUGCUGGAAGAGUAUUGAGGCAGGUUGAGAUCCCGGUGGCCGACCUGCCAGUGUUUCUAUGUCCUGGAAUCGUCCGAUUUCCAUCUCUGCCAACGUUGCGGACCCAGGAACGUCAACCACAUCGAUUUCAAGUCUCACAGCAGAGGCAUAUAACCUCUGUUACUUCGAUUCCUACGACAGACUCACCCAAGAUCCUGGCACCACUGCUGGAAAAAUUACCUCAACAAUGCCCAGGGUGUGGUGCUCUUUCGCAAACGGCCGACCAGGUCGCGCCGGGUUUUUAUACUCCUACUAGGAGAUCGAUAAGGAAAUAUCUGGAAGGAGGAUCCUCUUCGAGAAGAUUCGCAGAGGAUGAGAUAAUUAAGGCAGCUCUUGAAAAUGUAGCAUCAGUCGAACCUGGCAUGAGCGUGGGAGGCUUCUCUAUACCUAGUAAGCAAACCUCUUUUCCACCAGAAGCUCUUACUGACUUCUGGAAAGUUAAAGAUACAGCCCCACCAGUAUGUGAUCGAUGCCACAACCUAAAACAUCAUGAAAUCGGCGCAUAUAUACACCAUCCUUCCAUACAGUCUAUACGAGAUACCAUUUUCGAAUCACCGUAUAAAUACAACCAUGUAUACCAUGUUAUCGAUGCCGCGGAUUUUCCCAUGUCCUUGGUUCCAGGACUGCACAAGCUUCUCCAUCUCACGCCCCAAAGAUCACUCAACCGGCGCUCAAAGACGGGGAGAUUUUAUCAUGGGAAGAAAACCGAAGUCAGUUUCGUCAUCACGAGAUCCGAUUUACUAGCACCAAUGAAGACACAAGUUGACUCGAUGAUGCCGUACCUUCGAUCAGUUCUGCGAGAUGCUCUAGGGAGGUCAGGCAAAGAUGUGCGUCUAGGAAACAUUAGAUGUGUGAGUGCGAGGCAGGCUUGGUGGACCAAGGAGCUGAAGGAGGAGAUUUGGCAAAGAGGGGGUGGUGGAUGGAUGGUUGGCAAAGUCAAUGUUGGUAAGAGCCGGCUUUUCCACGAUAUAUUCCCUAAAGGGAGGAAGCAAGUAGAAACCACUGAGGACUCGAUUGAAGUAGAGGCGUCGGCAGGCUCUGGAGUGGGCGAAGAAUUUGCUGAAACAGAAGCAUUAGCAACCUCUGAGACAACCGGGGGAGACCACAAGCUACCAGACACUCUUGAUACCUCAUCACUUCUGCCUCCCGCUCCUCCAGAGACAGACUACCCCGCAAUGCCACUUGUAUCCUCUCUACCAGGCACAACCGCAUCACCAAUCCGCCUCUCCUUCGGCAACGGAAGAGGAGAGCUUAUAGAUCUUCCCGGACUUUCCCGAGGUGAUCUAGAACGCUACGUCCAACCACAAUUCCGGCCCAAUCUUGUAAUGAAAACACGAAUCAUCCCUACCCAGCAAGUCAUCAAGCCAGGCCAAUCCAUUAUACUAGGCGGUUUCAUCCGGAUCACUCCAACAACUCCGGAUGUCAUGAUAAUGGCAUAUGCCUUUACACCAAUCCAUUCUCAUCUUACAGCCACCGAGAAGGCCAUUGGCACUCAAAUGCACACCCGAGAAUCGAACGUGGAGAAUAUUUCUCUGCCAGAGACGGCCGAGAAGAUCACUUCCGCAGGGACCUUUCAUCUGAAGUGGGACGUCACUCGAGAACGUACUGGUCCCAUCACUGCCCGAGAAGCGGUCAAUAUCAAACCUGAGAGACUGCCAUAUCGCGUCCUGGCGACAGAUAUCUUGAUCGAGGGGUGCGGGUGGGUGGAAUUGGUAGCUCAAGUGCGUAAGAAGGCCUGUGAGAUGACUCGUGUUGAGUGGAGACGAGACAGAAGACAAGAUGAAAGUGAAGAGUGGGAUUCAGAACCGAUGGAUGAGUUCGAGGAAAUUGAUCCAAGCUGGCCUGCAGUCGAAGUAUUCAGUCCAGAAGGCAGAUUCAUCGCAUCAAGAAGGCCGAUAAAUGCUUGGUUGCAUAUUGCAAGCAAAUCGAACAAAGGGAAGCUACAAGGCAGACCAAGGAAGUCAAUGAAAGGGGCAAAGAAGGCAGAAAAGCGAAGAAAGGCGGAGGCUUAG